Messenger RNA from Zasmidium cellare ATCC 36951, 1914 nucleotides. RefSeq lists its product as uncharacterized. Gene Ontology annotation, biological process: metal ion transport; transmembrane transport. The transcript is spliced from 4 exons. Gene Ontology annotation, cellular component: membrane. NCBI's taxonomy places the organism in Eukaryota, Fungi, Ascomycota, Dothideomycetes, Mycosphaerellales, Mycosphaerellaceae. The record is from RefSeq and is a predicted model, not a curated record. Bases 1 to 1914 code for a protein of 637 amino acids. Gene Ontology annotation, molecular function: metal ion transmembrane transporter activity.
AUGGAGAGCUUCACUUCAUCCUCCACACUAACUCCAAGGAGCAAUUCCGCCUCUCUUCCUCUGAAGGACUUUCCAUAUCUGCAACGCUUGGAGAGGCUUCAAUCUGCUUACCCAGCGCUCAAGUCUCUUCUAAACAAGCUCCGAAACCAACAAGACGAGGGCAGACGCCUCGUAGCCAAACGUUACUCCGACUCAGGAUUGCACGGCGGCUCCCCCGGAAGAUGUGCCAUCAUCACCUUCAAAGGUGACGACGCAGACCACGAAGUCUUUUACUCGGCAGAGGACCUCAAAAAGUAUUUUACAAAGACAUCAGACGACUACGCGAGCCCCAAUGGCGAAAACGCAGAGGCGGAUGAGAAUGGGGUGUCAAGCCCUAGAAGGCGUCUGUUCAUCCUCGAGGAUAUGGAUCCGCCCAUGGUGGACAUACUUGGACAGGAACUCCGGAUCAAUCCUGUCAUAUUUUCUGAACAGACAAAUACCUGGAACUCGACAGACUCUCAAUCAGUUCCCUUCCGUUCCCUGGCAUCUCUGCGCUCACCCAAGACGCUCUUCACCCUUCGCUAUUAUGAGAUCCGCACGCUGGAUGAUGAGGACUCGGUGCGAACGGACAAGAACCAGAUGACGCAUGCAGUCAACCGACGCAAGAUCGAACGAUGGCGAGAUGUUGACCUCCCCAGCGUCGAGCCCGAUAAGCGACAUGCCCUGGUCAGGCGUGCGAUGAGCUUCUGGACUUCGGAGGACAAUGAGAACUUAGAGCCUAACAGUAGCUGGGAUGCACUUAUCCUCGUUGACCCUCCCAUGGACUCCUGUGCUGACUGCGCGCUGCACAACGGCCAAAAACAUCCUCGAGACAAGUCCGAAAAGCAAGUGACCCUUGAAGGCAAGCCCAGUCCAAUAUGCACCGCCUCGUGCCUGAUGUUGGAAGACCCGAAUCCGUACAAGACCAGAAAAGAUCUUUGGGCUUCUCGAGGCUGGAACGUCGCGCCUGGACAGAUUCACGAAGUCCGUCACAACAGUACUCCAUAUCACGGAGGUUGUGUGUCGCUCGUCAGGCCAUCAUUGACAAAUGAUAUUGGCGUCGCGAAUUUGGCGUUGAUGGAGAACCACCGCCACACUGCGUCGCCGCUGGAUGAGCUGCUAUUCCAUAUGACGAAGUGCAAACAACCUCGUCUGAAUGCCAAGACCCUGGACACGCCAGUAAACUCGGCAUUUUACAUGCUCAACUUCAUCGCUCACCACUGGGCUCACCAGAUUGAUCUCAUCGCCUAUGGAGUCGGCAACGGGGAGUGGUUUGCUGAUGACCACGAGGCCGUCUUCGAAUCCAGACCAUCUCUAAAAGAAUGGAAGGCCGAGCUUGCGCAAGUCUCCCUCGCCACCAAGGACAUCAACUACAUGCGACGUCAAUUGAGCCGGUUUGAUCGAGCACUCACACUCAACAUGGAGCGAGUUGGUGUCAAGGUACAUCAAGCCAUCAAUGAAGAUUUACCACCCGCGCUUCGGAAUGCUCAAGAGGACUUUCUCACUAUCGCAUCACGACUGGGUCCUUUGAGAGAGCGCGUCGAUGAUCUGACGGCCAUCGCAAACGAGGUCGCAAGUCUUCGAGCGGCAUUCAAGAGCAUCCAGGACGGAGAGCAGAGCUUGAGGUUAAGCCUUUUCGCGGCGAUCAUCUUCCCGCUGACGCUCAUUGCCAGUAUGCUUAGUAUGUCUGACACUUAUCUCCCAGGACGCGAGCACUUCUGGGUCUUCUGGGCGGCAUCGAUUCCUCUUGCACUUGUGGUCGGAAUUCUGAUGCUUGGGUUCCGUCGCCCUGAAAAAGAAGCACGACGGCUCUGGCAGCACCAUGUAUCUCCGAAGCUGGCAAGCACAAGACUGGCCAAGCAACAGCGCAAGACUUUGGCACAUGAAAACGUGUGA